Messenger RNA from Thamnophis sirtalis, 2170 nucleotides. The record is from RefSeq and is a predicted model, not a curated record. Lineage: Eukaryota; Metazoa; Chordata; Lepidosauria; Squamata; Natricidae.
AAUUGCUGCAUCAUGAUCAUGACUGAAAGUGUUGAUUCUCUAGUUGCUGUUUCCAGCCAAGACCUCUGGACUGAAAUCUGUUCAUCUCUGCCACAUCCAGAUCAGAAUGAAGAGUCCAAUAAUGCAUUUGCAGAUUCCUUUGCAGAUUCUUACAUUCAUGUGAUGGAGAAUCAGAUGGAAGUAACAGGCCCCUCUCUGCAAGUGAAUGAGAAGCCCUGGGUACCAUUGAAAGAUUCAGAGCUCUACUUGGCCUCUUUAGAGAGAAGAUUAAUGAGAAUAAAGGGUUUGUCUCAGGAAGUGACAUCCAAAGAUAUCCUGCAUACACUUUCUCAGGCUAAGAAAGAAAGUUGGGACAGGUUUCUGCAGGAGAAGUCCGAAUCUGACUUUUAUUUGGAGGGAACAGAUUCUGAUGAGAGUACUUUGGAAUACUUGAAACGUUGGCUACAACCAGAGAAGGUGGCCGUCAGCAGUGAGGAGAUCCAGUAUCUCAUCCCUCUUGGAGCUCCUCCUGAGAAGCAAGAGGCUGGAGAAGAUGAAGAACCUGCGCCUGUAGAACAGUGAAUGCACUCGGAUCUCGCUUGCAGCACGGAUGGCUGUUGGCACGUUGGGUGAAAAUACCAAAAGAAGGAUAGAGUUUGUUUGAAAUAGACCUUGUGGAUUUUUUCUCUCCACCAAAGUUUAUAAUGUACAGAUUCUGAUUUAAAGUCAUACGUAAUGUUGCAGAUUUUAAUUAAUUGUGUAUAAUUGGUUAAGACGACGAAACGUGAUAGAAUAACUUAAUUUGGCAAACAGGUUUAAAUCCUCUUCCUUCAAAUGCAGAGAAGAUUUUGCAGUUAAAUGAUCAUCUAUGGAAAAAUUCUUAGCAAUACUUUCCUCGCAGAAUAUAAUUCCAUCAUUCACAUCUCCCCUGAUUUACCCACAGGUAUCUUUUUCCCAACUUGGGAAAAAAAAACCUCCGAAGAUCUGUACCUUUUCCCCUGGGAAGUGAAAAAUGUCUGCCAUGAUUUUUUUGGGCUAAAAGUUGAGCCACACCACUGCAGUUUCAUCCUUGGGUGGAAUAAGCACCUCCUAGCAAAAACACAAGAAAUGCUGGGUAGAAAAAAAUUGUCCUACUUUGUGUAGCUUUUUUCUGUUAUGGCUAUUUCUUUUUUUUAUCAUUCAUUUCAUCUAAGGAUUGAUACCAUCUUUUCAUUUUUUUAUUUUUUGCUUUGGGCUAAUACUUAUCCACACUUUUUCUUCCUCUUAUUUCUUUUGCUGCAAAAAGUAAAAGACAAUGCAUAAUGAAGAAAAAACCCCAGAGCUGUCAGUUGAAUGAAGAAGACAAAGUUUGAUAUAAGGGCAGAACAGAAAUGCAAGUUUUUGUAGUAACUUUCCCAUUUUGGAGUUUUUUGGGGGGUGGGUGGGGGAAGACUGCUAGGAGGUCAUUCUCCCAUUCAAUGCUAUAACAUAGCUUUGGUCUUUCUCUCUCCCCCUUUUUUAAUCACCAGGCCUUUAUAGUUUUUGCAUCCAACCCUUCUUUUCAUUGGUUUGCUGUCCACUAUAUGCUGUUUGGACGUUUUUUUUUUUUAAUGCUUUUUCUUUUCUAUUUCCAUGGAAAUUAUCAUUAACAACUAUAUAUGGAAAAAAAUGAGGACAGCCGCUAUCUGAAUUUCAUUGUUUACCAAUUGGCAAAGUUAUGUAGUCAAAUCUGAGUGGCUACAUGCCACCUUGAUAGGUCUGAGUAAGGAGAAAAACAACUCAUUUUUAAAAAAAGAGUGCAACAAUUAUUUGCGUUGGUUUAGCUGUAAGACAGCAUAUAAUUAUAUUGGGCAAGUGAUAUGAUACUCCCACUGUGGGGUUUUGUUCUUUUUUGCACUGAAAUUCUCAACUGGAAGUUCUGAUGUCUGUUUAAAUGCAGGUCAUUGUUAUUUCUUCUCUAAAAUUGAAGAGAUAUCUUGUUUUAUGAAACAGAUCAGGAAAUAAAAAUUCACCAAAUGUAUUAGACAAAAUGUUGAAAACUUGAGAAGUUUACAUAUUAUUUCUUUACUGAAUUGAUUUCAAAUGUAGCCAAACUGGAUUUUCUGAAUCUGGAAAUAUAAUAUGAAUAGUGGAUUGUAUAGUUUGAUUUUGCUUUGUCUGUAAUCUGAAUAUUGUCUACUUGUAUAAUUAAGACUUUAAAAGUUGAUUGUGA